AUGGCGGCAAAUUCGGCUGUGGAGGUUAUCGAACCAAACAUGCAAGACGAAAUACUCGAAACAACAAGUCCCAUAGCAUCGGGGAGAUUAACUUUAAGUGACACAAAUGUAGCCGAACAAGCCGAAAUUACAAAUGAAAUUGUGGAUGAGGUGGAGGAUGCAGAAAUAGACUCGCUUUUGGAACUCAAGAAGUGCAAAGAAUGGCUUCUUCAACAGAAGAUAAACCAACAGUCAGAGUUGCUUGUUCGUAAGUUCUUAGUCUCUACGGGUUUGUAAAUUUUACAAUGCUUAGCUUGGCAGUAUGUGUCCAAGGUUCCAUCUCAUAGAAUUCUUUACCAUUCAGUGUUUAAAUGAUGGCGGGGCCAUUUCAUCGAUCCCCGUACGUAAUUUGUAAUAGGCUUAUAUAUAUUUAGCUAGGGUUAAAAGCGAAGCUCUCUUUAAUAUUUAUAGCUUACUCAAACAAAAUAUAAUAUAUAGAUCUAGCGCGGAUAAAAGCGAAGCUCUCUUUAAUAUUUGUAGUUUGCUCAAACAAAAUAUAAUUUAUAGAUCUAGCAGGGAUAAAAGCGAAGCUCUCGUUAAUAUUUAUAGUUUGCUCAAACAAAAUAUAAUUUAUAGAUCUGGCAGGGAUAAAAGCAAAGCUCUCGUUAAUAUUUAUAGUUUGCUAAAAAAAAACAAAAUAUAACAUAUCGUAUAAUGCUAAGCGGCGAAGACGACGAGAACGGCGACAAAACAACAAUAGGUCUAAUUGGAAAAGGAAAAACAACUUUGCACGUGCAGCACAUUUUUUUGUACAUUUCUUUGCCGUUGUUUUGCACGACUACAACUUCGUAAUUACACGUUAACACGUUUUAUGGAGGAAAUGUCGUACGUGUUCUUGUUCACACUUUUUUCACCUUGAAGGCCGCUAGCAUUUCUCAUUUUCUCUCCGCAACUACAAAAUUUUCAUGUUGUUCUUCCAACAAAAUUUGUCUCCUUUGCUUUUUUUUAUUUCUUGCUCUAGCUCUCUGUCACUCUUUUUCUCGUUGAGCUUCUCUGGCCUUUCGCCUACUUUCUCUUUUUCUCUGUCUUUGUCUUUCUCUAUAUUCCAAAUUUAUUGACGUGACAAUAAAUCGAAGCUGAAUACUCUAGAAAACACAGACACAAAAGUAAUUUUUGCCUUCUGUUUUUGACUUUAUUGACUCUUUAAUUGUCUAGGUGGCUAUGUGAUUUCUCACCUUGCAUUGCAUUAAGUUAUUUUACAUUGGUAUGCCUGUGGUACAGACGGGUGGGUGAACAGUUACGUGGCAGCAAGUCACUACCAGAAUUUCUCGGAUACAUAGAUAACCAUGCUUUCCUUCGUAUGGUGCUCUGCUGUGCACCUGAGAGCUCCACUAAAAUCGUGUUAUUCCAAAGAGAUGGUGAAGACAAGGAGAACAGUAAAAAACAACAACAUUAGCAAAAAAAAAAAAACAACUUUGCACGUGUAGCCACACUUUUUUGUACAUUUCUUUUCCAUUGUUUUGCACCACUACAACUUCCAGAAACUUCCUAGUUUCACAUUUUUUUAGAGGAAAUAUUGUAUAUAUUCCUGUUCACUUUUUCCCACUGCUGCUCAUUUUUACUUCGGUGGCCGCUAGCAUUUCUCAUUUUCUCACUGCAACUAUAAUCUUUUCAUGUUUUUCGUCCAACAAAAUUAGUCUCCAUUGUUUUUAUUUCUUGCUCUGGCUAUUUCUCUGUUAUAAUCCAAGUUAAAGUAGGCAUUAAAAUUUAGUCGAAAGAAAAACUUGGCUUUGUUCUUGUUUUUUCUCUCGAAAAGUCCUGGUGGUCAUGUAAUUUACUGCCAAAAUGUGCGUGGUGCUUGAAAUGCAAAAUUUCACCCCCAGCUUACAUGCAGUGGUAGACGUACUAACAGAAGUAUGUCAAAUGGAUGAUUUUGUUAGAACCAAAAUUUUUUGGAUACAGCAAUAACCAGAUUUUCUUACUCAUGGUACUCCACUACUUGUGCUUCUUGCGCACAAGAGCUCUGCUGCGAAGUUCCUUCCCAGUUGACGCGAUUCUCUGAAGCAUCUAAAAUAAUACAAAACUUGCAACUGUGAAGGUUGUAAGAUGAUGUAAGACUCGAGACGAGAUUAUCUAAUAGGAUGGAGCAGAAAAUAGACAAGUAGACAGUUAAUGAAGACUUUAUGCCUUUUUUCUCUUCUUUUUAAGGGGUGUCAUGUCAAAGAUUCUUAUCAAGGGGGCCAGGGGAGGGAGUUGUGUGUACAUUGAAAUAAUGGAAUAGCCCUUACAAUGUCAGGUGUGCAUACAGCCACUAAAUUGAUGUGAUAGCUUGAAGAUGAGAUACACAACUGCAAAAAGAGAGGAGCCAACACAUCAAAGUUCCCAUUCAUAAUUUGUAAAGCUGUUUCUCUUUCUUACUUUAAAAUUAUCCAAUACAUUUUAGGGGCCACCCAAACUGUCACUUACUGUCACACACUGUCACAGUUAGGGGCCACCCAAACUGUCACUUAUAAAAGCUGGCAGCAAUUUCUUAUUAAGCAUACAUUAGCAGAACCAUAUUGUUCGAUCAAACUGCCUCAAACACUAUGUAUUGCACAGUACAAAGUGGGUGUGUCUUUUUUUAUGUGGCUUGAUGAACUUCCUGUAUGCAAAUCUCAAACACUUGUUACAAGCUGAAAGUAAUCUUACAGGCCUCAGAUUAACAUGCCAUUUUGUAACAUGUCAUAUUAUGUGAUUUGCAGGUCGUCUUCAACAGCGAGAGGACCUGCAGCCCUCUUCUAAUGAAUCUACUCAAUCGGAUCUUUAUGAAAGGUUAGUAUAUACAUAAUUCAAUAAACGUUGCUUUGGCAAUUGGUCACUGGGCAUUUGGGCAUACAAAACGAUGUGUGGAUGAUUUCUUUGACUGACCACCAAACAAUAGAACAAUGCAAUGAUUUGCUUGAGUGACCACCAAACAACAGAUUCCUGGUGCACAAUUACCAAUGCUCAUAGCAACCUUUAUUGAAGAGGCCGACUAUUAUCCAUUUUAUAUGUCCUGCCACUGUGGGCCUCCUUUGUGGAUUUACAGUAUACCUUAUUGAGAUCAUGUGCUGCAUUGUAGGGGGUGUCAACCAGUGUGCCAGCCCAAAUCUCAGUCAACAUGUUGGUUCCUAUAUUGGUCAAGUAUCAGUUGAGUCUUGGAUGAGUCUCGUUUGAGUGUCACUGGUAGUUGGCCACCAAGGUCCAUCAUUUGACAGUCAGUUUUUUAAUAGUCAUUCGAUACUUUGUCAACAGAUCACCGACAUAUGACCGGCACUUAGUCAAUGUCAUAUUUCAGGCAGCUAUUACAGCUCCUGAAGUCUGUAUGAGGAUCUAUAGGCAAAACUGUCUGUUCGAAGGUCAAUCAUCAUUUUGAACUCAGGAAAUUAUUCUUGUAUCGCUUGUCCUUAAGGAAAGAAUACGUGUAUUACUAGUAAUAACCAAAGGUUACACAGUGUAGGCGACAACAAUCUAAGGUCAAACGCUUUUGCUCCAAUGCAGUGAGUGCUUUGUGUAGGUUUCUCGUGAUAGAUAAUCAAAACAUGCAUGAUCAGAUUACAAGGGGCAGAAGGUCGAAAUGUGCGUGAUCAAACUGCAUUCUGUGCAUUUCAUUCGUUCUUAGUGGAAGUCCAAACAAAUGCUGGCUACAUACAUGCGAUGCAUGCGUAAUAACAACCUGGAUAUUAGGAUUGCGUACUCCUCUUAUUGCCCACAAUUAACAUGAUCAAUGAUCACGAGUAAUUUUUUUGAUAUAUACCAGUAUUUUAGUUGAAUUUUAUUGAAUUCUCUAUUAUCACUUUUCUUUUGUUGACUAACUAUUUAUUUUUUUUGUCACAUCACUGCUUCUUUUUCUGAAUUAGGAUAUCCAAGCUACAAGAUCAGCUCUAUUCUCUGUCCACAGCACGGUCCUAUAAGAAGCUUGUUCUGGACAGGUUGGUUCUAUGAAUCUGUGAUUGUCUUAACAAGUUGAGAAUGAAAUCUUAUAGCAAUUUUUUUUCUGCCUUUACCCUGCUGCUACAGUAUUGCUUAACUCUGCCUUUACUAAAUGUUGUAAAUUCUUGUUGCCUCUUCUCUUAGGUAACUUAUUGUUAUGCAAUAAUUAAUAAAUGAAAACCAUUUGGUUAAAUUUUAUGCAUUAAUUGCCAUUGUGGCAUCUCCUACAUGUGGGAAGUACAUGUAAUCUGCAUUUUCUUUAGGCAGAUACAAAACUCGGACUCAUUUUACCUAAGUGACCCACUUACUAGACAACAAUGAAUAUUUAUUGUUUUUACUAUAUAUAAAUGACUUGGUCCAGUCCAAGUUUUGUAUAUUCUUAUGUGGUAGGCUUGACUUACAGUUGAAAAAGAACAUGUUAUUUAAAACUGUUUCAUCAGUCCUUAAUUUUAAGAAAGCCACAUAAAUACAUAUGUAAUUAAUGAAAUUUUGAUUAUAUCAUGCUCAACUACAGUUCAUUGGUAAAUUAUUAACCAAUGAACUGUUCACAACGUUCAAAAGAAUUCCUAUCAUUUUGAUUGUAUUGAUCAAUAAAAACGUUGCAUUAAUUUAUUCCAUAACAAUUUGCCAACAGAAAACAAAGGAUUGUGCACUUUCAUGGUGCUUUGAACAUAAACUGCAACACUGUUGUUUUUAUCAUUGAUGUUUGCCGCUUUUCAUAACCAGUCUCCUCUAAUAACUAUGAUACCAUAUAUAAAUGAAAGUUUGCAAAAAAGAGAUACAGUACUACUGUGUGUUUCAUGUACCGUUUUUGAAUUAGGAUGAUGAUGCCUGUUAGUACAACUUCACACCUUUCUGGGAGUCCUAACCCACUCUUCUCUUGCUCUCCCCUGCCCCCCUUCCCUUCCACAAAAAAAUACCAUUACCAGUGUGCAUUCUUUACUUCAACCUAGUUAUCCAGGUACUGAUUUACAUAUUUGACAUGUACAUAAAAGCAUUUGAGAAAAAUCCAGCUUGUAUUCAAGUAAGUUAUUGCAUGCAGUUAAGAGUGUAGCACAUCCAAUAUGAAUAUACCAAUGCAUGUAUUUUUUUUCCUGCAGGCUUUUGUGUGGUGAUCAGCUGAUCAAAAAACUGUUUCCAGAUGUUGUCACAGAAUCUCCAACUGAAGAACAUAUUGAAGAAAUGAAGUAAGGCUUAGAGGAGCUUUUUAUUAGUAUGACAAAUGAAACAUGAACUGUGCAAAAAUCAGUCAUUAAUUCAGAUUGUACUAGUUACUGUACUUUUUAUGAAUGAAUUUUCCCUUAAUACUGCAUGCAUCAUACGUGCAUCGCAUAACUGGCACCUUGAGCUUGCAUGCAAAGAAAUGAAAUGCAAAUGCAAAAUCAGUGCAUUGCUUUUGCUUGGACAGAACAAAACUGAGUCCAGAGUAAGAUGACUGGUCUGCUCUUAUGUUAUUGAGUGAAUGUGACCUUUUUUCAGAGCUUUUGCCAGGCUGUGUGAAAAACAAAAUAAACUCAGCACAGACAUUCUGAUAGAACAUGAGGUAAGCUUUAUUUCUUAGAUAAAGUUGAUUAAGAACGUUCAGAACUUUCAUGCUGCAUGAAUGUACGUGCACCCUCUGUAUCUCGAGGUUAACUACUACCAACAAAAAAAAAUAUGAAGUAGGAACUGGAUAGUAGGCUCCUAUACAGAAGUUCUUUUGCUUAGUACCAUCUACUUCGCUGGUAACAAGGAAUAAAAACGUCAUAGCCUGAUGCAGUCCAGCUGUAUGGCGAUCUUCUUUUCCCACCUCUGCCCCUUCUCUGUGCGUGUCUUGUUAAAUUCGCUUUGCUGUUUUAUUUUCUCGUCAGCGUUUCCACUAUAGGAGAGCUUGGCACGGGCUUCGCUAAAGUAAAUGUCAUUGAGUGAGAGAAAAGGGGGCAACUGCGAAUUUUCAUCUUACCCUGUACAAAGGUUUCUUUGUACACAUUCGUGCUGGUGAUAAUUCGGCUUACAUAAGAUAUACUUAAUACAUGCAUGAUCGGCAGCAUCUUAUUGAUCAUAUUACAAAUUUCCCUUAGGCUUUGUUAGAAGCUCAAACUGUGUUAGACAAAGUUAGGCAACAAAGUUAUGGUGAGUAACUUAAGAAGUUAUAGUGAGUAACUUGAGGUACUAAGGGCCAAAUAUUUAAACGAAGUCUAACUUAAGCCGCGGUUUAACGAAUCUUUGAACCUCCAGAUCUCAUCUGGGUUGUUUUAAAAAGACAAAUGCUUUUCUAGUCUUCUCUAUAUGCCAGGGCUCGAAAUUAACGCUCGCAAACUCGCAAAAUGCGAGUGAUUUUGAUAAUCUGCGAGUAAGAAAAAUAUCCACUAGCAAACGAUUGCGAGUUAGAAUUAUCCAUGUCUCCCAAACAAAGGGAAAUAAUUUGCUAGUGGUCUCACCAGUUUGCUAGCGGAAAAAAUGUUACUAGCAAAACUUUGCAAGUGCACUAAAAAGAUAACUUCGAGCCCUGUAUGCUUUCAUAAAACUGUUCACAAUAAAUGAUGUUUAGAUAUAAUCGUUGGGCAAAUUAAAACUGAUGACUUAGAACACGGUUUUGUUGAUCACUGGCUAAACAGCAAAACUCUCUGACACGCGUUAGCGUUGUCAAAACUUCACGUCCACAUUUUAAAGCAGUACUGUAAAGUUUUGACAUGUAUCCUCUUUGAAGAGCGUUUUACUUUUAGAAAAGGUCCGUUUUCGGUGGACAGUUUAUCUGGAUUUAGUGGCAUGAACUCUGGGUCUAAACUAGAGAAUCGCGUUACAUUUUCAUAUUUAUCCGGCGUAUUGUGCAUAGGAUCUAACUCUAUUGCUUUUUGUCGUUCUCCCGGUUGCUGUCGCUGGAGUGGGUUCAGUGCUAAAGCCGUCUACUACUGUUGAAAUAAAUCGGUAAUAGUACCAGUAACUGAUUUCAUCAUCCUUUUGUUUCCAGAGAAAAAGAAAGAGAACAGAGGGCUUAUGAAAUCUUUGCAGGUGAGUGUGUCAUGAAAACAUCUUUUAGAGGAGAAAAUUGUAACUAAAUCAUAGUCUAACCUUCAUGUACGGCUACCUCCCAGAAGCAAAAAAAUUUCCCUAUUGGUCUAAGGGCCUCUUGGUGGGAACUUUUCGUAAACGACCACACCCACUUUUAGGAGCCUAGUGAUGUUUCCAUUGUCUUUAUUCCCCCGUUUGAUCUCUGACUCGCGCGCGUUUGUGUUUCAUCGUUAAACCAAUCAAAUUCUUUUACUCUUGUUCGUUUGUUGUUUUGUUUUGAUCGUGCUUAAUGAUUUCAAGAUCAAACGAAAGUCGCUCUUUUAGGUUAGUUUCGAAGUGUUUUGGCUACUUUAUGUGAAUGAAUUCUACCCCACUUAACGUUAGUUAAAAAGCCGCUUUGAAAAGUGGCAGAAGACUUUCUAAAACCUGUUGUAAAGUGAAACGCGGUUUAAAACCCUUUCCCAUAAAAAGCUGCUCUUGAUUGUUAUAAUUAUUACCAUUAUUUUUGACUACGCACAAAUGAGAGCACUUGGUCUGGAAACAGCUGCUUAAAAGCCAGUCUUUAACUGGGUUUUCUGUUAAACCUGGUAUAAUUGAGCAUGUUUUUGUCGGUUGAACGUUUGAUCAGAAGUACCAUAGCAUCCCUUUCUUGUUUCGCAGAGUUUAAAGGAAGAUCAAGAAGUGGCCUCUUCCUCUAGAACGGACAACGCACAAAUUCAAAAGUAAGUAGGAGUUGGAUAAAAAUAAUGACAAAAAAACAUUGACGUGUUGGUGUACUGUCGCAAUUUGUAAUAAUCUUCGCACUUUGUAAUACCUGUCGCGAUUUGUAAUAAAUCCAUCGCACUUUGUAAUACCUGUCGCAAUUUGUAAUAAACCGUGUCGCACUUUGUAAUAAAAAAGGUGUCGCAAUUUGUAAUAACAGUCCAUCGCACUUUGUAAUAAACUAAGCUGUCGCAAUUUGUAAUAAUUCCAUCGCACUUUUUAAUAACUUUUUGAGAGUAAUUAAACUUACUUCGUCAACAUUAAUAUAACGCCAAAAUAUGCAUGGUACUUCAUAAACAAAGAUGGAGAUGACGUCUGCUAGCACGUAACAUAUCCGCACAUUCAAACAUUUAACUUUAUUCACAGUCCUAAACAUUUUUUUAGAUUAAUGUUGAUUAGUUAUCUGACUUACGAAAUGCUGUAUUCUUGAACCUUGCUAUUGUACUAGGUGGCUUGCAUUCAAUGGUUACCCGGCAGGUGUACUUCCUUAUAUGGCCAAUACGGGGAUGUGCCUCUGGACACAUUGCCAGAGUAGAGGAUCUAGACAGAGCUAGACACACUAGACACAAACAAGCCAUUCUUAAAAAGCAUUUAAUUUCCGCUAAUCGUAACAUCCAUCCUACAUCAUUCGAAUAAGGACACCAGGAGAGUUCAAGCUUUCCUUGUUAGAUCUUAUAACAGGUUGACACAACACGUGGUACACCGUUCUUGUCUAACGAGCAAUCUUAAAGAAGUAAUAGUGGCUUCCAACUUAAUCAAACGAGGCCUGGAAAGAUUCAAAAUGUUUACUGCAAAUAAAAAAAAACGUCACCAGUGGCAAACCUUCGAACCACAACAGAAACCUAACCACAAUAUCAAAUUAGUUGCUGGACAAUACCUUCGUAUGUACCUGUUUUUAUAACACUCAAUUGGGGUCUUACACUGAGCCGGCUGGGCAUUUGGUCUAUUAUUCUCACUUGAUUUGGUCUCAUAUAGGAACAAAAGGAGUAUUCAUUCCAUCUUACAACAAUUCUUUUCUGUAAGGAGUCCUCUAAAACAAAUACCAUAGGGAUGGUAAAAAAUUAUCCUUGCCUACGUAUAUACAACUCGUAAGACCUUGCCAUUCUUCCGAGCGUGUUCUGGAUUAGUGUUUUUCUACAAAAUGGAAAGGAUGGAAUAAAUCAUCCAUUGCUACUUGAGUUACUUUAUCUAAGGAUCAAACCAAAGACACAAGGCCAACAACGUAGAAAAUGAUACCCUCAAAAACCAUACCCUAUCAGGCGGUACUUACCUAUCUAGCCCAUCCAUAUAUGGGAUUAUCCUCCCCCACCAUCCCCCCCCCGAAGACGACGAGGUUAUUCAUGAAUUUUCUGUUGUUAAAUGUUCCCUUUCUUAUUUAAAUAUUUUUGAAUUUAAACGCGAUUCAUAUCUUUUUCGUGAUAUGUCACAGGCAGUUUCAUGUCUUUCAUAAAAUCGUUUCUAGUUAGUUACGUGAUUAAUCCAGGCAGAAAAAUUUAUAGCGGAAGACAUGCAUGUUUGAACAAAGAAAAUGUUACGGACAUGUUACAUGCUAGCAGACGUCAUCAUCUUUGUUCAUGAAGUACCAUGCAUAUUUUGGCAUUAUAUUAAUGUUGACGAAGUAAGUUGAAUCACUUUCAAAAAAUCAUUACAAAGUGCGAUGGAAUUAUUACAAAUUGCGACAGCUUAGUUUAUUACAAAGUGCGAUGGACUGUUAUUACAAAUUGCGAGACCUUUUUAUUACAAAGUGCGACACGGUUUAUUACAAAUUGCGACAGGUAUUACAAAGUGCGAUGAUUAUUACAAAUUGCGACAGUACAGUUGGUCCAAAAAUUAAAGUAAAACCGUUCAGAAAGAGACGACUUUUUACGCAAACGUCACUCAAUACUGAGUGAACUCGCUCUGCUUCAAACUUUAUCCCGCUUAUUCCAUCUCGUUCAAUUGGUCAAAUAUUACUUUUUCUGUAGUUGAAUUCUGAACUGUAUGGAGGUUCAGGAAAAAAAAGCCAACAGUUGUCUUGUGUUCACGUCCUCGGCACAAAAGUGAAAUAAGGCACUUUCACGCCGUAGUCGUACAGUGACGGCGAAGUGUGAUGUACGUGCGAAGUUGUUGUUUUGCUAAUUGAAACCUACUGGGCCAGCUAUUUAAACGGAGUUUAGCCAUUGUUUGACCAAACGGCGUUCUAAGCCAUUUUCAGUUUGCCCAACGCUUUUAUCUUAACACUAUUUAUCGUGAAAAGUUUAUGAAAGCAUAAGGUGUAGACUGGAAAAGCACUUAUUUUCUUCAAAAUAAUAACCUACUAUGGAAGAGAUCUGGAGGUCCAAAGAUUUGCUGAACGGUGGCCUAAGUUAGGCUUCAUUUAAAUAACCGACCCAUUGUUUUUUGCCGUUCUCGUUGCCGUCGCCAUCGUCAUUGCUUAAGCUCCCUAGUAAGUAGUAAGCAGAAUUUUUUUCACUCUUGCUAUAAAUUUGCAGUUAAGCUUGGAUUCGUUUGACAACUGCGCUACCGAGAAUUGCAGCCAUUUGGUCGGUGUGUAAGUCAAAACACAACUUUCUUUGGGUUCCGAUAAGCCCGAAAAUCAGACUACAGGUUAAAGUAGAGGGUUGCGAGAAGGAAAGGAGGAAAGCGAUGGUGCAGCCUUGAUCUUUAUAAUGGCCACCUCGGAGAUGUUUUUUAAACGCAAAAAUUGGUCGAGUGGCAAGGCGUUUAAGGCGAUGAUGAGUUCAAAAACCCUGCUAUCUCUAUCUCAAUUAUUAUAAAUGUCAACGUUUUCUUUUCAGUUCCUUAUUUUGACUUUUAGAAGUAGACUUGUGUUUUGAAAGACUUAAUUAUGGAAAGCUCUGAAAGGGUAAUGAAAUAUAAUGGUUCUGUUGAUGAUGCCUUUGAAUUUCAACUAAACCGUUUCAUGAAUGCCUUUGCAAUACGAAAAACUGUCAAUCACGGAUAGUUUACUUUCACAAGUUCUAGUGGUAUAAUACGAGUACAUUUAUUUAGCGGACAUUUGGGUUCUGUACCUUUAGUGUCUGUAAUAAAAGGUUGCAAAUAAUCGUCGUUAUCAUUAUCAUCUUCACCAGUCCUUUCGUUGUCCCGUGUCACACUCCCAGUGCACGAACAAAAGUUCUCCAUUCAGGCCUACUUCUCUACCCAAAUUCAGACCUUCUUAAAGAGGACAGACUGUUCCGUAAUUGAGCCUUUAAAAAAUUAAGUGAAUUACAGCUUUCUCGUCUUUACCCUGCAAUAAUUUUGAACUUUAGACCUCCCUCUCUUCCAGGUUGAAACAGCAAAUAGCCACGAAAGUAGAAAAGAUAGAUAUCGUAAGAAAUGUUUUCCAGGUAAGAACAGUUAGAGGUUUCCUGUAAGUUGCUUUCCGAAGGUCAGGGUUUGUACCGAGUAUUGAAUUCUGGAAAAAAGUCUGGGAAAAAGUGUGGAAAAUUGAAAUGAAAAAAGUCUUUUUUUUUUUCAAAACUGCAACAAGUGCUUAGUUACUCUUCCACAGCCAAAUAAUUCAAUAGACCAUUUCCGAGUUUGAAAAACCCUCACUUUAAAAACGAGACUAAAUGAAAAUUUUUCGUUGUUAAUUCGAGCUUUAUUUGCGUGAGAAUAAAAAGUAAUUUUCAUAUCAAUGGCUUUGAACUAGCCCUCGCUUUGAAACAGAGGCUUGAAGCUAUUUGGAAAUGGACUAUUGUACAGAACUGUCUCAUAUCUGCAUUGCACGAUGGUUACUGUAUAUUCCCAGUGUAUCCCAUCUCCAUACGCAUGCCGUAGCUACCACUUGUCUACGGUAGAGCUGGCGCUUAACGGAGUGUUUUUGCACUCGUCUCGGCAGUAAACGGCGGGGUCGAUAAGGAUGAUCGCAAAAGAGUCCUAUCGCCUGGGGCUAGGCCAUGCUGAUGAGUCCUGAUGAGGACGUAGCAGUUGUCCAUGGCUGCCACUGCCGGGAUGAUAUGGUUGUGCCAUACCCCGGAGGUGGUACAUGUGCUUCAGUGCUGAAAUUGGUAUCAUUCUGUGAAAUGCCCUGUUCCCGCGUUUGUCGAAUGUUUCCGGAAAAUGAAAUUAUCCUUUUAAAAAAGUCGGAAAAAAGUCUAGAAUUUUGCAUCCAAAGAUCUGUGCAAACCCUGAAAGGUUCGGCUCUAAAAACAGCAACAUAUUUUAAGUGGAAAUAACCAAAGGUUACGGAGUGAGGGCGACAACGAUCGAAGGUUAAAACGCCCUUGUACCCCUCCUUACACCAACGCUUUGCUUUGAGUAGGGUUCACGUGAUAGACGGUCAAAACAGGCGUGAUCGCGUGCAGAUUGCGUCCUGUGCGUUCCAUAUAUUCUCAGUGGAAGUCCAACGAAGCUGGCUUUAUACGUGCCGGGCAUGCGUAAUAGCAACCUGGAGGUUAGUUAGAGUUGCAGGCUCCUCUUGUCCCCCGCACACGGUUAUGCAUUGCAAUAAGCAUACAAUUUGAAAAGUGAUAACAGUAAUUAGAUAAUUUUUAUACGUAGAGACAACGGAGUUGCCUCUCUUCAAAAGAGAUUAGCCUAAAAGGUUUUAUCUGGAGAGCUUGAACUACCGUCUGGUAGGGAUAGAGUUCUUUAACAGGACGGAAAUUGUCAUUAGUGAUAAACUCUCCUUUGUCGAAUGACCCCUCAGACAGAGCCGCAGGUAACCGUCGGUCAUCGGACAAUAUUCGACUAAACUAUUCCCAGUAUCCAGAAAUAUCCUUACCGUAGUUAGAUAGAGAUUAAAUUCCAAAGCUGAAGAUCUGUAGAGUACAUCUGCUUAAAGUGAAGAGUUAAAAGUCACAAUAAUGAAUGGCCGGCACACUUUGACCUGAUUUUUGAUUUGUCCCGAUAAAAUGGUGACCUGGUCGGACAAAAAAAAAUUGCAGUCCUGGCCUCAGCUACACUUGGCGGCACUUUGCCCUAAAAAGCCUCUCUGACCUUUUCCAACCUACAAAGGGGAAAUAAAGCUUUCUCUCCACCACUCCCUCCAUGCAAUGUUAUGUCGCUGUUCGAGCAUCCUGUAGAAAACAACAAAUACCCCAACUUUGAAUGGAGGAGACGUGAGGUGUAGAUUGUUUUGUUCUCCGAAGUUACCCCAUUUGAGGACAAUUUCUCAACAACAAUGUCGCCGACAGCAAGUUCUGUUAAGGGGUUCAUGUCCUUUAAAAUUAUGAUUCUCCUAUGUAGGGAGCGGCGUCAUUGACUUGAUGUUUGUUUUUCAGGGGGUCAUCGUCGGUAGUGGUCUUGACUGGGCGUCUGACAACGACAUGAAGCGACUUGUUCUCAGUCUUGGAGAGGUUUUGGAAUUCGCUGCGUAACGCAUGCGCCAAUUCAGGAGGAGAGCUCAACUGCCAUCUACCACAAGUAGGAGAGAGGAUCAUUUAUGAUACACAUACCUAGCCUUUCCCCAAAGCUGAGAGACGUGGACUGUAUUUACCAAACUGUUUAAACUGUGGGAUCUGGGACUUUGUGACGUAAUGGACUGUACAUCAAACACUAAAGUGGAGCCUCGAUAACUAGAAUUCCCCGCUAACUCGAACUAAGUCCCAUUUCCCUUGGAUUUCAUCCCACUUUUCAGUCAGUUUUACUCCGCUAACUCGAACUAAAUUCCCUUUCACUUAUCAAAUAUUCACUGAAAUUUACGUCAGCAACUCAAAUUUUGUGCAACUCCACGCGAAUGCCAUCCAUUAGCUGCCAACACUCGUCAACAUUACAGCAAUCUGAUUUUAAUUGGUGCAAAAAACGGAUCACCUUUUAUCAUAAAAAAUGCCUUAUGAAAUAAGUUAAAUUUUCACUGCACUAUGCACUGAAGGGCUGAAAAAUCACUAACUACUCUCAAGUUGUAACGUGGCAAAUUGAAUUUUUCAGUCGACCUCGAUAACUCGAACCCUCGCUAACUCGACCUGAUUUUCGUUUCUCUUCAGAGUUCGAGUUACCGGGGUUCUUCUGUGGUCAUGGAAACAGUGUUUAAAUUGUCCUCAAGUUGUUUGACCCCUGAGACUUGGCGGGGGAUGAACAUACUUAAUGUCAUGUGUGUUGUAUUCUCUGUCAUGGUAAAAGAAUCCAUGUCUCACACCACUCGCUGUUAGCUAUGUAUAGAGCGUUUUCAAUCAGGUGACCAGCAUCUAUGCAAAUUUAUUGAAACAAAAGGAAGAGUUUACAUAAGAGAAGAGUUCAACUCCCACAGGAUUUGUUUGGUACACCAACAUGGCCGCCCUUUUAUUGUUUUGGAACACCAAUAUGGCCGCCGUGACGUCAUGUGAAAACGCUCUUUAGGGACAAUGAAUUUAAUUUACUAGUUUGUUGAAAGAUUUGUCGUCACGGCUGUUUGAGAGGGAAAUUUAAAAACCGCUCAAGAGAACCAAGAAAUUCGGGCUUACAACAAUAAAGCAGGCUGCAUCAGCUGAAAAAAAAAACCACGGUAACUCGGAAACUACACUUUUCCUUACUAUGUGAU
This is a messenger RNA of Porites lobata, 14125 nucleotides long. The record is from the annotation of a GenBank genome assembly. Lineage: Eukaryota; Metazoa; Cnidaria; Anthozoa; Scleractinia; Poritidae.